AUGAAGCUCGUGCGAUUCUUACAGAAACUCUCCAACGAAAGCGUGACGAUCGAACUGAAGAACGGCACGACGGCGCACGGCACGAUCACGGGCGUGGACGUGAGCAUGAACACGCACCUGAAGCAGGUGAAGCUGACGCUCAAGGGGAAAAACCCGACCAACGUGGAACAUCUGAGCGUGCGCGGGAACACGAUUCGGUACUACAUCCUUCCGGAUUCGCUCAACCUCGACACGUUGUUGGUGGACGACACGCCCAAGCAAGGGAAGCCUCGGGCGAAGGCGGCGGCGGCGGCGGGGCGCGGGAGAGGCCGCGGAAGAGGUCGCGGGCGCGCGCGAUGA
Molecule: messenger RNA, 339 nt
Organism: Ostreococcus tauri
Lineage: Eukaryota; Viridiplantae; Chlorophyta; Mamiellophyceae; Mamiellales; Bathycoccaceae
Product: U6 snRNA-associated Sm-like protein LSm4/Small nuclear ribonucleoprotein Sm D1/D3
Exons: 2
Coding region: 1-339 (112 amino acids)
Biological process (GO): spliceosomal snRNP assembly; RNA processing
Cellular component (GO): catalytic step 2 spliceosome; spliceosomal tri-snRNP complex; SMN-Sm protein complex
Molecular function (GO): RNA binding
Source: RefSeq, a predicted model, not a curated record